CCUAAACUUUUUAAUUCUCAAACUACUUAUCCUCCACCAGCAUUAUACUCUUCAAACUCAUGGAAACUGUCACCAACAUAUCUCUCAACGCCUCUCUCUCUGAACCAAAACCUCUCUUCCUCCACCCAUCUCCACCACCUCCUCCAUGGAAGACCACUCUUCAUUACCACCCCCACCACACAAAACCUAUAGAAUAACAGCCUCUUCAAUCUCUUACACCAAACCAACCACCAAUAACUACACCAUUGUCCCCACCUUCCUCUUCCAACCCUGCACUACAACUCCACCAACCUACAUUCUCCGGGACAUCUGCCUGACUGCUUAUCCAUCUCAAGUUCUCGCUAUUGUUGGCCCAAGUGGAGCAGGGAAGUCCACCCUUCUCGACAUUUUAGCUGCUCGAACCUCGCCUACAAGUGGCUCUCUCCUUCUCAAUUCUUCCCCUCUCAACCGUUCUUCAUUCAGGAAGCUCUCAGCUUAUGUACCUCAACAUGAUGCAUGCUUACCCCAGCUUACUGUUUCUGAAACUUUUGCCUUUGCAGCCAGCCUCCUUGUUCCCAAAUCUUCCAAAAUUGCCAUCAUAGUAGCCUCUCUUCUCAGUGAGCUCAGGCUAACUCACCUAGCACAUACCAGGCUCGCCCAUGGGCUAUCUGGCGGUGAGCGUCGACGCGUCUCUAUAGGCCUCAGCCUUCUCCAUGACCCUGCCGUGUUGCUUCUUGAUGAGCCAACAUCUGGGCUUGACAGCAAUUCGGCUUUCAAUGUGAUGCAGACCCUGCAGUCGAUUGCGCAAUCACGCCACCGCACUGUGAUCUUGUCCAUUCAUCAACCUAGUUUCAAGAUCCUUUCCACCAUUGAUAAAGUCCUUUUGCUCUCAAAAGGAACUGUUAUCCACCAUGGAACUCUUUCUUCACUUGAAACGUUCUUACUCUCCCAUGGCUACACUGUUCCUCCGCAGCUCAAUUCCCUUGAAUACGCUAUGGAAAUACUGAGCCAACUCCAUGAGCAUAAACCCCUUACACCACCAUCACUUCCUCCAUCACCAGAAAUUCCUGAAAUUUCUCCUUCUAAUCAUAGUGGAUCAAUGAUCAGAUAUAGGAGCUCAAGACUCCAUGAAGUACUCGCUUUGUACAACAGGUUUUGGAAGAUCGUUUACAGAACCAGACAGCUUCUCCUCGUGAACACAUUGGAAGCUCUUGGUGUGGGCCUUGUUCUAGGAACCAUUUACAUCAACAUUGGAUUCGACAAGCAAGGAAUGGAGAAGCGAUUAGGCCUCUUUGCCUUCACUCUCACCUUCCUCCUCUCUUCAACAACCGAAACUCUCCCAAUUUUCAUCAAUGAAAGGCCCAUUCUACUCAGAGAAACUUCAAGUGGGGUUUACAGGCUCUCGUCAUAUCUCAUCGCAAACACACUGGUUUUCUUGCCAUACUUGCUGGCCAUCGCCAUCAUUUACUCAGUCUCCGUAUACUUCUUAGUGGGUCUCUGUGCUACAUGGCAAGCUUUUGCCUACUUUGUUUUGGUGAUAUGGGUAAUAGUCCUCAUGGCAAAUUCAUUUGUUCUCUUCCUGAGUUCGGUAGCUCCAAACUACAUCGCCGGAACAUCACUAGUCACAAUAUUUCUGGGCGCUUUCUUUCUCUUCUCCGGCUACUUCAUCUCAAAAGACAGCAUGCCCAAGUACUGGCUGUUCAUGCACUUCUUCUCCAUGUACAAAUAUGCCUUGGAUGCCUUCCUCAUCAAUGAGUACUCAUGCCUUGUUUCAAGGUGUUUGUUAUGGUACGAAGAGAACAAGACAUGUAUGGCGACUGGGGGUGAUGUGCUGCAGAAGAAAGGGCUCCAUGAGAGGCAGAGAUGGACCAACAUCUACAUGUUGAUUGGAUUCUUUUUCUUCUACCGUGUGCUUUGCUUUCUGGUUUUGAUCAGGAGGGUUCGAAGAUCAAAGAAUUGAAGCCAUGGCUAAAUCAUGUGAUUUCUAUUUACUCAUUGUCUUAAAGUUAAAUAAACUGUUCAAUGAAUUUGAUUCGAAGACCUACAUAAUGAAACGUCAAAUCCUACCAUUGGGCCACAUUUGAAAGAGAGCGUGGCAAGAAACCCUCAAACCACUCACAUGGGUCCUCCAAAACCAUUGAAAUCAUUUUUUGAAGGUUGGGAAGGCGACUUAAGAUUGAAGAUAAUGGAGAUGAGAGGCCAACCAGGCUUUUGGAUUGACCUGAAGUUCACGGGUCUCUAUCCUUUGAUCCAUAGGGGUGAAAAAUCCAAGGUAUCCUAGUCAUUUCCAUAAGGCAUGUCGGAUAGCGUAAUAUUGCUUCAUUUGUUUGCUUCCUUCAACCUAAUCAGUGCAUGGUCACGGGUUUCUCUUCUGCCAACACGUGAACUGGUUGGUGUCAUGUCUACUUUCCAUUUUUUUUCUUGGAAAAAUUCCCAAAACCUUCCAUAAAAUAAUUGUAUCACGACUUUCCUUAAUCUAUACUACCCGAUCCUUUAAAU
This is a messenger RNA of Vitis riparia (riverbank grape), 2478 nucleotides long. RefSeq names its product ABC transporter G family member 4-like. The record is from RefSeq and is a predicted model, not a curated record. The transcript is spliced from 2 exons. Gene Ontology annotation, cellular component: membrane. The coding region runs from base 146 to 1939 and encodes 597 amino acids. Gene Ontology annotation, molecular function: ATP hydrolysis activity; ATP binding; ABC-type transporter activity. Lineage: Eukaryota; Viridiplantae; Streptophyta; Magnoliopsida; Vitales; Vitaceae.